GGUGUUACACACAUUGGCUACACAGACCUGCCCAGCAGAAAGGCUAAACAGGCCAGUAGUCUGUAUUCCAAUAAUAUCAACCUCCUAAAGGCUAUUAGUUCUGACAAAGAGAACUUCUACUUUGAUCCAAAAGAUGAAUUUGAUUACGGGACUCUGGAUCAUGUUAUUAGAGGAACUGUAGUAAUGAAGGAUGGCAAGGUGAUUUUCCCAGCAUCUCCACCAAAUAACAUUCCUGAAGGACCCUCUGUGAAGCAGAAGACUGUAGCAGAGCUGGAAGCAGAAAAAGCAGCUACUAUUACACCUUUUAGAAAAACUAUGACUAGUGCAUCUGUAUACACAGCAGGCAUGUUAGCACUGGGCAUCAUAGCUCCUAACACUGCUUUCACACAAAUUAUGACAUUUGGCCUAGCUGAAAUAGUGGGGUACCAUACAAUAUGGGGUGUGACUCCUGCUCUUCACUCUCCACUCAUGUCAGUGACUAAUGCAAUCUCAGGAAUAACUGCAGUUGGUGGACUGGUAUUAAUUAGAGGAAACUAUCUCCCUGAAAACACUCCUCAAAGUCUACCAGUGCUUUCAACCUUUAUCUCUUCAAGUCAAUAUUGCAGCUUGCUAGAUUUUCAGAGGUGUUAUUGCUGUCAGUUGCUAACUUUGUGUGGUGGGUUUAUAGUUACACAGAGAAUGCUGGAUAUGUUUGAACGUCCCACAGACCCUCCUGAGUACAACUACUUGUACCUUCUUCCUGGUGGUGUAUUUGUAGGAGGCUAUGCAGCUGCUCUCAAGGGUGGCUAUAAUAUUGAACAGAUGAUGUAUCUGGGCUCAGGCUUAUGCUGCGUUGGUGCCCUGGCUGGUCUGUCUACCCAAGGAACAGCUUGUCUUGGAAAUGCUUUGGGUAUGAUUGGUGUUGCAGGAGGUUUAGCAGCAACUAUUGGAGGCCUUAAACCUUCAUCUGAAUUGUUGUCACAGAUGUCAGGUGCAGUGGCACUCGGUGGUACCAUAGGUUUGGCGAUUGCUAAACUCAUCCAGAUUACAGGUCUGCCUCAGCUUGUGGCUGCUUUCCAUAGUUUGGUUGGUUUGGCUGCUGUGCUCACCUGUGUAGCAGAAUACAUAGUCGAAUAUCCUCACUUCGCUACUGAUCCAGCUGCAAACCUCACCAAGAUUGUGGUGUACCUUAGCACAUACAUUGGCGGGGUGACUUUUGGUAGCUCUCUUGUUGCUUAUGGAAAACUGCAAGGUAUCCUGAAUUCUGCACCACUGCUCUUGCCUGGUCGACAUGCAUUGAAUGCAGGAUUGCUGGCUGCCAGCAUUGGUGGAAUGGUUCCAUACAUGGUUGAUCCUAGUUACACUAUGGGAAUUACUUUUUUAGAUUCUGUCUCGUCUCUCUCAGCCAUUAUGGGUGUCACUUUAACAGCAGCUAUUGGAGGUGCUGACAUGCCUGUAGUUAUUACUGUCCUGAACAGUUAUUCUGGAUGGGCUUUGUGUACUGAGGGCUUCCUACUGAACAACAACUUUCUGACCAUUGUUGGUACACUCAUUGGCUCCUCUGGCACCAUCCUCUCUUACAUCAUGUAUGUG
Molecule: messenger RNA, 1572 nt
Organism: Mesitornis unicolor (brown roatelo)
Lineage: Eukaryota; Metazoa; Chordata; Aves; Mesitornithiformes; Mesitornithidae
Product: NAD(P) transhydrogenase, mitochondrial-like
Biological process (GO): NADPH regeneration
Cellular component (GO): mitochondrial inner membrane
Molecular function (GO): NADP binding; NAD binding
Source: RefSeq, a predicted model, not a curated record